This is a messenger RNA of Rosa chinensis, 882 nucleotides long. RefSeq lists its product as uncharacterized. The transcript is spliced from 3 exons. Gene Ontology annotation, molecular function: nucleic acid binding; zinc ion binding. Lineage: Eukaryota; Viridiplantae; Streptophyta; Magnoliopsida; Rosales; Rosaceae. The coding region runs from base 1 to 882 and encodes 293 amino acids. The record is from RefSeq and is a predicted model, not a curated record.
AUGACGAAUUUGGCAAAAUUGGAUUUUGUCGCCCUUGACAUCUCUGGCAAGAACUACCUGUCUUGGGCCCUUGAUGCAGAGAUUCAUCUCGAAGCCCAAAACCUUGGGCCUACAAUCAAGGAAGGAAACUCAGCAUGCCCGCAGAAUAAAGCUAAGGCUAUGAUUUUUCUGCGCCACCAUCUCCAUCAGGGAUUGAAGGACGAGUACUUAACUGUCAAAGACCCACUUGAGCUAUGGACAGGUUUGGCAGAUAGGAUCACCUCCCAAAUGAAUCUUUGUGGAGAAACUGUAACUCAGGCCAUGAUGCUUGAAAAGACCUUCUCCACCUUUCAUGCCUCAAAUAUGGUCUUACAGCAGCAAUACAGAGAAAGAGGAUUCACCAAAUAUUCUGAUCUUAGCUCUUGUCUUCUGGUGGCUGAGCAAAACAAUGAGCUCUUAAUGAAGAACCAUCAUGGUUAUAGCAAUAGACGUGGUGGAAGGCAUGGCAAAGCCCGUAACCGUGGUCAUAGACGUAGUCAGGGUCGACAAAAUGGCCAAGCUCGUGGGGGCUACAACCAGCAGUUGGGCCCAAGGAACAAUGCCAAGAUUACUAAAGGAAAUGGUCAGAUGAUCAAACCUCAUAAAAAUGAAGAUAGUGUUUGUCUUAGAUGUGGUGGUAAAGGCCAUUGGGCUCGCACCUGUCGUGCAGAAGACCAUUUGGUGGCCUUCUACAAAGCUUCCUUGAAAAAUAAACAUGUGGAGACAAACUACAUUGACCACUCUGACCCUUGGGAUUCAUCUGAGCCUAUAGACAUUACUCCACUCGAUGUCUCAGAUUUUUUUGCGAACAAUGGAAGCAAUUUUGAUGAUAUGACCAGUGGUGGAAUUCUUGACGACUACUAG